AGCUGAAGCCAUUUAUUUGAACCUUGGAUGACUGGCUUCUAAAUACUUAAUUCUGAAAACUGCUCAAGUCAUAAAAUCAGGAUUAGAUGAUCCAAGUGAACACCAAGAAACUACAGCCUCAAGUGACACGCUUCAGCACCAGUGAGCAAAGUGAACAAAUACUGUGCUUCUUCUAACUUUCAUUCCACUUGGGGAAAAAAGAAUAUCAUCAUGUCAAACAUUACGAUUGACCCUGACGUCAAGCCUGGUGAAUAUGUCAUCAAGAGCCUCUUUGCAGAAUUUGCCAUUCAAGCUGAAAAGAAAAUUGAAGUUGUAAUGGCCGAACCCUUGGAGAAGUUGCUGUCCAGAUCUCUUCAGAGGGGUGAAGACCUUCAGUUUGACCAGUUGAUAAGCUCUAUGAGCUCAGUAGCAGAGCACUGUCUCCCUUCCUUACUCCGCACCUUGUUCGACUGGUACAGACGACAAAAUGGAGCUGAAGAUGAGUCUUAUGAGUACAGGCCUCGAUCUAGCACAAAGUCUAAGGGAGAUGAACAGCAACGAGAAAGAGAUUACCUUCUGGAAAGACGUGACUUAGCAGUCGAUUUCAUUUUUUGUUUAGUUUUAGUUGAAGUUCUAAAGCAGAUUCCCGUUCAUCCUGUACCUGAUCCCUUAAUUCACGAAGUUCUAAACUUAGCUUUUAAGCACUUUAAACAUAAGGAAGGAUAUUCAGGAACCAACACUGGGAAUGUGCAUAUAAUUGCAGAUUUAUAUGCAGAGGUGAUAGGGGUUCUUGCCCAAUCAAAGUUUCAGGCUGUAAGGAAGAAGUUUGUGACAGAAUUGAAAGAACUACGACAGAAGGAACAAAGUCCACAUGUGGUCCAAAGUGUAAUCAGCUUAAUAAUGGGAAUGAAAUUUUUCCGGGUGAAAAUGUAUCCUGUAGAAGAUUUUGAAGCAUCAUUUCAGUUUAUGCAGGAAUGUGCUCAGUAUUUCUUAGAAGUUAAAGAUAAAGAUAUAAAACAUGCACUUGCUGGUUUGUUUGUGGAGAUCCUUAUCCCUGUAGCUGCUGCUGUUAAAAAUGAAGUGAAUGUUCCUUGUUUGAAGAACUUCGUAGAGAUGCUUUAUCAGACUACGUUUGAAUUGAGCUCCAGGAAGAAGCAUUCAUUGGCUUUGUAUCCACUAAUUACCUGCCUUUUAUGUGUCAGUCAGAAGCAGUUUUUUUUAAAUAACUGGCAUAUUUUCCUACAGAACUGUUUGUCACAUUUAAAGAUGCCAUCUAACAACAGUAUCAGAAAACAAAUAGAAACACUUCAGAAUAAAGAUCCUAAAAUGUCUCGAGUUGCACUGGAAUCUUUGUAUAGAUUGUUGUGGGUUUAUGUUAUUAGAAUAAAAUGUGAAAGCAACACUGUAACUCAAAGUCGUCUAAUGAGCAUCGUGUCAGCACUUUUCCCAAAAGGCUCUCGAAGUGUGGUGCCUCGUGACACACCUCUUAAUAUAUUUGUGAAGAUUAUUCAGUUCAUUGCUCAGGAACGUUUGGAUUUUGCAAUGAAAGAAAUAAUAUUUGAUCUUCUAAGUGUUGGAAAAUCUACUAAAACUUUCACCAUUAAUCCAGAGAGGAUGAACAUAGGCCUCAGAGUCUUCCUUGUCAUAGCAGACAGUUUGCAGCAGAAAGAUGGUGAGCCACCCAUGCCAACAACAGGAGUUAUUCUUCCCUCAGGAAAUACUCUGCGGGUAAAGAAAAUUUUUCUCAAUAAAACCUUGACGGAUGAAGAGGCAAAAGUAAUAGGAAUGUCAGUUUACUAUCCUCAAGUAAGAAAAGCACUAGAUAGCAUUCUCCGACAUUUGGACAAAGAAGUUGGGAGACCGAUGUGUAUGACCAGUGUGCAGAUGUCUAAUAAGGAGCCUGAAGAUAUGAUUACGGGGGAAAGAAAACCCAAAAUUGAUUUGUUUAGAACUUGUAUUGCUGCCAUUCCAAGAUUGAUUCCAGAUGGUAUGAGCAGAACUGACCUCAUUGAAUUGUUAGCAAGGCUCACCGUCCAUAUGGAUGAAGAGCUGCGUGCCCUGGCUUUCAAUACUCUGCAGGCACUGAUGCUUGAUUUUCCAGAUUGGCGGGAGGAUGUUCUUUCAGGAUUUGUUUAUUUUAUUGUCCGUGAAGUGACUGAUGUUCACCCUACCCUUCUUGAUAAUGCUGUAAAGAUGUUGGUACAGUUAAUAAAUCAGUGGAAACAAGCAGCCCAGAUGCAUAACAAAAACCAGGACUCACAGCAUGGUGUUGCUAAUGGAGCAUCUCACCCUCCUCCUCUGGAAAGGAGCCCAUAUUCCAGUGUAUUCCAUGUAGUGGAAGGGUUUGCACUUGUCAUUCUCUGUAGCAGCCGACCUGCCACUAGGAGAUUAGCCGUCAGUGUCCUUAGAGAAAUUCGGGCUUUAUUUGCACUUUUGGAAAUACCUAAGGGUGAUGAUGAAUUAGCAAUAGAUGUGAUGGACAGGCUGAGCCCAUCCAUUCUGGAGAGCUUCAUACAUCUCACUGGAGCUGAUCAGACUACUUUGCUGUAUUGCCCUAGCUCUAUAGAUUUACAGACAUUAGCAGAAUGGAACUCUUCUCCCAUUAGCCACCAGUUUGAUGUGAUUAGUCCAUCACACAUAUGGAUAUUUGCACAUGUGACCCAAGGCCAAGACCCAUGGAUCAUAAGUCUCUCUAGUUUUUUAAAGCAAGAAAACCUUCCUAAACACUGUUCUACAGCUGUGAGCUAUGCCUGGAUGUUUGCAUAUACAAGGCUACAGUUGCUGUCCCCCCAGGUUGAUAUAAAUAGCCCUAUCAAUGCUAAGAAAGUAAAUACGACCACAAGCAGUGACUCCUACAUUGGCCUGUGGAGAAACUAUCUGAUUCUUUGCUGCAGUGCAGCGACAUCCGUGUCAUCGCCAACAUCGGCAGGUUCUGUGAGGUGUUCUCCUCCUGAGACGCUGGCGUCCACCCCCGACAGUGGCUACAGCAUUGACUCCAAAAUUAUUGGCAUCCCAUCCCCCUCAUCCUUGUUUAAGCACAUAGUUCCAAUGAUGCGCUCCGAGAGCGUGGAGAUCACAGAAUCCCUGGUUCUAGGACUUGGCAGGACCAACCCAGGAGCCUUUAGGGAAUUGAUAGAGGAAUUACAUCCAAUAAUUAAAGAAGCACUUGAAAGAAGGCCAGAGAAUAUGAAGCGGCGCAGGCGUCGAGACAUACUGCGAGUACAGCUGGUACGAAUAUUUGAACUGCUGGCAGAUGCUGGUGUUAUUAGUCACAGUGCAAGUGGUGGCCUUGAUAAUGAAACACAUUUCCUCAACAACACUCUAUUGGAAUAUGUAGAUCUAACUAGACAACUCCUGGAAGCAGAAAAUGAAAAAGACUCUGACAUGCUGAAGGAUAUACGAUGCCAUUUUAGUGCCUUAGUGGCGAAUAUCAUUCAGAAUGUUCCAGUGCACCAGAGAAGAAGUAUUUUCCCUCAACAAAGCCUCCGUCACAGUCUGUUCAUGCUCUUCAGCCACUGGGCAGGCCCUUUUAGCAUCAUGUUCACACCCUUGGACAGAUACAGUGAUAGGAAUAUGCAAAUCAAUAGACAUCAAUACUGUGCAUUAAAGGCUAUGUCUGCUGUACUGUGUUGUGGCCCUGUUGCAGAUAAUGUAGGACUUUCAUCAGAUGGCUAUCUGUACAAAUGGUUGGAUAACAUCUUGGACUCUUUGGACAAAAAGGUUCAUCAUUUGGGCUGUGAAGCAGUCACAUUGCUGCUGGAACUGAACCCUGAUCAGAGCAACCUCAUGUACUGGGCUGUGGACCGAUGUUAUACAGGCUCCAAGAGGGUGGCAGCUGGCUGUUUUAAAGCCAUCGCUAAUGUAUUCCAGAAUAGGGAUUAUCAGUGUGACACAGUGAUGCUUCUAAAUCUGAUACUGUUUAAAGCAGCUGACUCUUCUAGAAGCAUCUAUGAAGUUGCUAUGCAACUUUUACAGAUUCUGGAACCAAAGAUGUUUCGCUAUGCUCAUAAAUUGGAGGUUCAGAGAACAGAUGGAGUGCUCAGCCAGCUGUCUCCUCUACCACAUCUGUAUUCUGUUUCAUAUUACCAGUUGUCCGAAGAAUUAGCAAGGGCAUACCCUGAGCUCACUCUUGCCAUAUUCUCAGAGAUCAGCCAGAGGAUCCAGACCGCUCACCCUGCGGGCCGGCAGGUCAUGCUGCACUACUUGCUGCCGUGGAUGAACAACAUCGAGCUGGUGGAUUUGAAGCCUCUGCCCACAGCCAGGCGGCAGGAUGAAGAGGAAGAUGAGUCAUUGAAAGACCGGGAGCUCAUGGUGACUAGCAGGCGCUGGUUACGGGGAGAAGGCUGGGGAUCCCCACAAGCCACUGCCAUGGUUUUGAACAACCUGAUGUACAUGACAGCAAAGUACGGGGACGAUCUGGCCUGGUCUGAGGUGGAGAACGUAUGGACCACACUUGCUGAUGGCUGGCCGAAGAACCUGAAAAUCAUUUUGCACUUUUUGAUCAGUAUUUGUGGGGUGAAUAGCGAGCCAAGCCUCUUGCCUUACGUGAAGAAAGUUAUUGUUUAUUUAGGUAGAGACAAAACGAUGCAGUUGCUAGAAGAGCUGGUGAGUGAGCUACAGCUGACGGACCCUGUCAGUGCAGGGGUCACUCACAUGGACAACCCCCCCUACUACCGCAUUACUUCCAGCUGCAAAAUCCCCUCUGUCACCUCAGGAACUACUUCUAGUAGCAAUACAAUGGUAGCUCCCACAGAUGGCAACCCUGACAAUAAGCCAAUAAAAGAGAACCUUGAGGAGAGCUAUGUGCACCUGGACAUCUACAGCGGACUGAACAGUCACUUAAACCGCCAACAUCACAGGCUAGAAUCUCGGUACAGUAGCAGCUCCGGAGGAUCUUAUGAAGAAGAAAAAAGUGAUUCAAUGCCACUUUAUUCUAAUUGGCGACUGAAAGUGAUGGAGCAUAACCAAGGAGAGCCACUGCCCUUCCCACCAGCUGGAGGCUGCUGGUCGCCACUGGUGGAUUACGUGCCUGAAACGUCAUCACCUGGAUUACCUCUUCACAGGUGUAACAUUGCAGUGAUCCUUUUGACUGAUCUAAUCAUUGAUCACAGUGUGAAGGUGGAAUGGGGAAGCUAUCUCCAUCUUCUUCUUCAUGCAAUUUUUAUAGGGUUUGACCACUGCCACCCUGAGGUGUAUGAACAUUGUAAACGCCUGCUUCUGCACUUAUUAAUAGUGAUGGGACCCAACAGUAACAUCCGAACUGUUGCUUCUGUCCUACUCAGGAACAAGGAGUUCAAUGAGCCCAGGGUGCUGACAGUCAAACAAAUUGCACACUUAGAUUAUACUUUCACAGCAGGCAUUAACGAUUUUAUACCUGAUUACCAGCCCUCCCCUAUGACCGACUCAGGGCUUAGCUCAAGUUCUACCUCUUCUAGUAUCAGCUUAGGAAACAACAGCGCUGCCAUUUCACACCUGCACACCACCCUCCUCAACGAGGUGGACAUCUCAGUGGAACAGGAUGGAAAAGUCAAAACCCUCAUGGAAUUCAUUACCUCAAGGAAAAGGGGGCCUCUUUGGAACCAUGAGGAUGUUUCUGCCAAGAACCCUAGCAUAAAGAGUGCUGAACAGUUAACUACAUUUUUGAAACAUGUAGUUUCUGUUUUUAAGCAGUCAAGCUCAGAAGGUAUUCAUUUGGAACAUCAUCUUAGUGAAGUUGCUCUGCAAACGGCGCUUUCUUGUUCUUCUCGACACUAUGCUGGGAGAUCCUUUCAGAUUUUCAGGGCCCUAAAGCAGCCACUGUCUGCAACUACACUUUCUGAUGUUCUCUCCAGGCUUGUGGAAACUGUAGGGGACCCAGGAGAAGACGCCCAGGGAUUUGUAAUUGAGCUUCUUCUCACCUUGGAAUCUGCAAUUGAUACUUUGGCUGAAACCAUGAAACAUUAUGAUCUUCUUUCUGCCCUUUCUCAAACCUCAUACCGUGAUCCUAUAAUGGGAAACAAGUACGCAGCUAACAGGAAAAGCACUGGACAACUCAAUCUAAGCACAAGUCCCAUUAAUAGUAACAAUUAUUUUGGAUACAACAGUAAUGCAAGAAGUAACUCUCUGAGAUUAAGUUUAUUUGGUGACCGAAGAGGUGACCGGCGGCGCAGUAACACACUGGAUAUAAUGGACGGACGGAUAAACCAUAGCAAUAGCUUAGCUAGGACUAGAAGCCUUUCCUCUCUGCGAGAGAAAGGCACAUAUGAUGUGCAGUCCACUACUGAGCCUACCAACUUGAUGGCCACCAUCUUUUGGAUAGCAGCAUCUUUAUUAGAAUCAGACUAUGAAUAUGAAUACCUCCUGGCUCUCAGGCUUCUCAACAAACUGCUUAUCCACUUGCCUUUGGAUAAAUCGGAGAGUCGAGAGAAGAUUGAAAAUGUACAAAACAAAUUGAAGUGGAAUAAUUUUCCAGGCCUUCAACAGCUCUUCCUUAAAGGCUUUACCUCAGUAUCUACUCAAGAAAUGACCAUACACCUCCUCAGUAAACUCAUUUCUGUCUCCAAACACACAUUGGUGGAUCCUUCCCAGUUGUCAGGCUUUCCUCUUAACAUCCUUUGCUUAUUGCCUCAUUUAAUCCAGCAUUUUGACAGCCCAACUCAGUUUUGCAAAGAAACAGCUAGUCGAAUAGCAAAGGUUUGUGCAGAAGAAAAAUGCCCCACACUAGUGAACCUGGCUCACAUGAUGAGUUUGUACAGUACGCACACGUACUCUAGAGACUGUUCUAACUGGAUCAAUGUUGUGUGCAGAUACCUGCACGACUCCUUCGCAGACACCACAUUCAGCCUUGUGACGUACCUGGCAGAGUUGUUAGAAAAAGGGUUGUCCAGCAUGCAGCAGUCCUUACUGCAGAUUAUCCACAGCCUGCUUAGUCACGUUGACCUGUCGGCAGCCCCGGCCAAGCAGUUUAAUCUGGAGAUCAUAAAGAUUAUUGGCAAAUAUGUACAAAGUCCUUACUGGAAAGAAGCCCUAAACAUACUAAAACUAGUGGUGUCGCGCUCCGCAAGCCUUGUUGUACCCAACGACAUCCCAAAGGCCUAUGGGGGAGACAUAGGCUCUCCUGAAAUAUCCUUCACCAAAAUCUUCAAUAAUGUUUCCAAGGAGUUACCUGGGAAGACCUUAGAUUUUCAUUUUGACAUCUCUGAGACUCCCAUCAUCGGUAAUAAGUAUGGUGACCAGCACAGCGCAGCUGGAAGGAAUGGCAAGCCCAAAGUGAUCGCUGUCACAAGAAGCACCUCCUCCACUUCCUCUGGCUCCAACUCCAAUGCUUUGGUCCCUGUCAGCUGGAAAAGGCCACAGUUAUCACAGAGAAGAACGAGAGAAAAGCUAAUGAACGUACUUUCCCUCUGUGGCCCCGAAUCUGGCCUCCCAAAGAACCCAUCAGUUAUAUUUUCAUCUAAUGAGGACUUGGAAGCAGGUGACCAGCAGACCAGCCUGAUUUCCACCACAGAAGAUGUCAUUCAGGAGGAGGAGGUGGCCGUGGAGGACAAUAACAGUGAACAACAGUUUGGCGUAUUUAAGGAUUUUGACUUUCUAGAUGUUGAACUGGAAGAUGCAGAGGGUGAAAGCAUGGACAAUUUCAACUGGGGAGUCCGGCGGCGCUCACUGGACAGCAUGGACAAAGGGGACACACCGUCCCUCCAGGAGUACCAGUGCUCCAGCAGCACCCCCAGCCUGACGCUGACAAACCAGGAGGACACAGACGAGUCCUCCGAGGAGGACGCGGCCCUCACGGCCAGCCAGAUCCUUUCCCGCACACAGAUGCUAAACAGCGACUCCGCUGUGGACGAACUCAUGCCAGAGCCUCCUGACUUGCUCCUUCCAUCUCAGGAUUCCACCAGCAGCAACACGGCAGAAGAAGGGCUGCAAAUCCGAGCUGAGACCCCCAGUUUGGAGGCUUGUCUAGAUAAUACUAGCAGCCAGCUGCCUGAGGAUACAAGUUCAGUAUUAAAGGAGGAUCGCGUUACAACCUUUGAAGAUGAAGAGUCCUAUAUUACUCAAGAACAGCAGGAGGACUCUCUUGCGUGUCAAGGAAUUCUUGACUUAGAAGAAACUGAUAUGCCAGAAUCGUUGGCUCCAGGAAGCUACCCAGAGUCUGUCUGUGAGGAGGAUGUUACCUUGGCUUUGAAAGAGCUUGAUGAACGAUGCGAAGAAGAGGAAGCAGAUUUCUCUGGACUCUCUAGUCAAGACGAGGACGAGCAGGAUGGUUUCCCCGAAGUGCAGACAUCACCUCUGCCCUCACCUUUUCUUUCUGCCAUAAUUGCGGCUUUUCAGCCAGUGGCCUAUGAUGAUGAAGAAGAAGCCUGGCGCUGCCACGUCAGUCAGAUGCUGUCAGACACGGAUGGGUCCUGCGCAGUGUUCACGUUCCAUGUGUUUUCGAGGCUAUUUCAGACAAUUCAGAGGAAGUUUGGAGAAAUAACUAACGAGGCAGUCAGCUUUCUGGGUGAGAGUCUGCAGCGUAUCGGCACCAAAUUUAAAAGUUCCUUGGACGUGAUGAUGAUGUGUUCAGAGUGUCCAACGGUCUUUGUGGAUGCUGAAACGCUGAUGUCAUGUGGUUUGCUAGAAACACUCAAGUUCAGUGUUUUGGAGCUACAAGAACACCUGGAUACCUACAAUGCCAAAAGAGAAGCAGCUGAACAGUGGUUAGACAAUUGUAAAAGGACAUUUGGUGCCAAAGAAGACAUAUAUAGAAUAAACACAGAUGCCCAGCAAAUGGAAAUUCUAGCAGAACUGGAGCUCUGCAGAAGGUUAUACAAACUGCAUUUCCAACUGCUGCUUCUGUUCCAAGCCUACUGUAAACUCAUCAGCCAAGUAAAUACAAUAAAAAAUGAAGCAGAGGUCAUCAACAUGUCAGAGGAACUUGCCCACCUGGAGAGCAUCCUCAAAGAAGCAGAGGCUGCUUCUGAAAAUGAAGAAAUCGACAUUUCCAAGGCUGUGCAAAGCACCAUAGAAACUGCCAUUCAUUCUCUAAUUGAAACUUUGAAAAAUAAGGAAUUUGUAUCUGCCGUAGCUCAAGUCAAAGCAUUCAGGACUCUCUGGCCCAAUGACAUCUUCGGCAGCUGCGAGGAUGACCCGGUGCAGACGCUGCUGCACAUCUACUUCCACCAUCAGACCCUGGGCCAGACGGGCAGCUUCGCGGUCAUCGGCUCCAACCUGGACAUGUCUGAAGCCAACUACAAACUGAUGGAGCUCAACCUGGAGAUGAGAGAGUCUCUGCGCAUGGUGCAAUCGUACCAACCUCUAGCACAGGUCAAACCCAUUGGGAAUAUGGUGAGCACUGGAUUCUGAGGAACUUCAGGCAUUGUGGAGAGAAACUGAACUCUGAAGAUAUUUAAGAAUAUUAACCAAGCACCUUUUAUGAACCCUUGCAAUUCACUGAUAACUUUCCUGGCAGCACCUACAAUUAAAGUGUAACUAAUUAACUAUUAAACUAGCAAAGGCAAAGAUCUGAAGGAGGAAAAAAUAAAACUGCAAUUCUUUUAAUAGCUGCCAAUACUUCCCACAAUAACUAUGAAGAAGGAAUUUUUUUAAUAUGUAUCCUAUAUGAAAAGAAAAGGGCUAAAAGUGAUGCGUACAAAUACAUUACUUUCUGGAGAAAGCAAAGAAUUCUAAGACCGUUUGCAAUCAAGGCCUCUGAUACUGGGACGUCAGAACAGGUGAAAGGAGGCUGAAGUCACGGCUGACUCUUGAGCAGAUGACCUGCAGAACUGCUUGGAUUCACUCACAUCCUCUACACUUAGUGUAUGAUCAUCUACAUGAACAUUGGGGCACAUGGAUAGACACAGACUUAUUUGCAGAUACCAUUGAGUUCUUUCAAUUGAUGGGAUAGGGUUUGGAUUGUUUUUGUGUGUGUGUGGGUUUUUAUUUUUUGGUCUGUAUAAGGAAUUAUGUGUGUGUGAGUGGGGUGUGUGGGUAUUUUCAAGGUGUGGCUGUCUGGUGGUGAUAUCUCAGAGCAUGCCUAAAAGAGCACUGCAAGAUUAUUUUUGAAGAAAUUUUAUUUUAUUAGCGCUAACUCUUCAUAGUGUGUAAAUGUUAGAACAUUUUAAUAAUAUUUUAAAUCUGGGAUUUCCCAGUAUUUCAAAAAGAAAUAAUAUAUCUGUUAAGGUUAUUGGAAUGCUGCUCAGUUCUCUGAUCAGUGCUUAUGUUACGAUUGUUGAUAACUAACCAAAGUAGAUGCCUGCAGAGACUUUAAAAUGUAAAAAUAAAGAUGUAUGCUGCCCGUCAGCGAUUCUCAUUAGAAAAGUUAACUUAUUUUACUCCAUAAUUAUUAUAGAAACUGUAUAGACUAAAACCAGUAUUUUCUUGUACAUUUGUGCCAUGCACUGUUAUACAAGAGUAGGUAUACAAAGCUAAAGGAAGAAUUGUGGUCAUGUAUGGUUCUUGCAGGCUAUGAAGUCUGUAGAAUUCGAAAGAAGAGAUGCAAAUGCAUUUUUCUGCGAUUCUUCUGGACUCACAUGCUAAAGGAACCUGGGGAACAGAAAGGAAGCCUGAAGACUGACUACCAAAACUCGCAAUAUACUUACUUACCCACUGAGUCUGUAGCAUAACACGAACUGGAUUCUCUGUCCUUUUUUAAAAUAGCAUUUUGUAAAAGAAAUGAAUGUAGUCCCACGACUCCUGAUUUGAAAGGAACACCUUCUAUUUUUUAUAUGCAUCUCUUAUCCACUGUGACUUUUCUUUUUAAACUGGGCUCUGUGGUUGCAGAGUUUGGAAUGCAGAAAUGAAAUGCUUAGCUUUGCCUUUCUUAGGGGUGUGGACCCUGCCAGAAAUGUAAUUAUGCUCAAGUGCAUUAUUGGAAGGCACUGUGCACGCCGUUGGACUGCUGGCCAGAGUUAUGUUCCCUACUGGUCACGGCACAUUCAUAAUCACUGUAUUUUUUGACCCUGAUAAAAAAAAAAUAUUUUAAUGGUGUUCUGGUACUGUAAAUGGUGUCCUUUAAAUUAUUUAAUAACUUUUGGGUUUGGGGCAGGCAGAGAGGGAUGGUGUCUAGAGACACAACCACACUUUACAUCCUAUCUUACUCUCCCCUAUCUUCUCACCCUCCCUACAUCCUUUUUGUUAAAAAUAAAAAAAAAAACACAUUGUAUAUCUUGUCUUGUGUGGCAUUUUUUAAGAUUAAAAAUAUGCAGCAUUUAGAAGCUUUACAAAUGUUACGUACAUAGUGAGUUUCAUUUUUCCUUAAAAAAGGAAUAAAACACUGGGUGCUGGUGGCUCACGCCUAUAAUCCUAACUACUCAGGAGGCUGAGAUUUGAGGAUCACAGUUCCAAGCCAG
Messenger RNA from Perognathus longimembris pacificus (Pacific pocket mouse), 11288 nucleotides. RefSeq names its product FRY like transcription coactivator (gene Fryl). The record is from RefSeq and is a predicted model, not a curated record. The transcript has 63 exons. NCBI's taxonomy places the organism in Eukaryota, Metazoa, Chordata, Mammalia, Rodentia, Heteromyidae. Gene Ontology annotation, cellular component: cell cortex; site of polarized growth. The coding region runs from base 211 to 9303 and encodes 3030 amino acids. Gene Ontology annotation, biological process: neuron projection development; cell morphogenesis.